Molecule: messenger RNA, 3471 nt
Organism: Xenopus laevis (African clawed frog)
Lineage: Eukaryota; Metazoa; Chordata; Amphibia; Anura; Pipidae
Gene: glipr2.L
Product: GLI pathogenesis-related 2 L homeolog
Exons: 14
Coding region: 231-2378 (715 amino acids)
Cellular component (GO): extracellular region
Source: RefSeq, a predicted model, not a curated record
UAUUGGGAUCAGGCUGAGAGAUGGAGCUUUGCUACUUGCACCGUGUGCAGAUUUCUAACACUAGUGCAAAACACUGGUGGGGCUGCUGUGGGAAGGGCUCUGUGUACUCAGCCCCUGUCACAUCUCAGCAGCGGGGCCAAGUAAUGUGACUCAGCCCUUGUCUUGCUCAGCGCCUGCAGGAGGAGGCCAGGCUGGGGGGCACACGCCCGGGAUAAAGAGGGACCCUAGGGAUGGGAGGCUGCAUCUCACACCGUUCAGCAAAGGGUGCUGAGGAGAGUGAGUUUGAGCAGGAUUUUGUGGCUGCCCAUAACUCAUACAGAAGGAAGCACGGGGCCCCCCCACUACAACUCAGCCGGGACCUCUGCCGAUCUGCACAGCAAUGGGCCAACCACCUCCUGUCCAUCCAGACCCUGAAACACAGUGGGGGAGACACAGGGGAGAACCUCUACUAUAAAUACAGCUCCAACGCCAGGGAACUACCAGGCCACGAACCUGUAGACAAAUGGUACGAUGAGAUCGAGGACUAUGACUUCAGCAGACCCGGGUUCCGCAGUAACACAGGGCACUUCACUCAGGUUGUGUGGAAGGAGUCUAAGGAGGUUGGAGUUGGGGUGGCUACAGACGGCAAUGGGCUUUUCUUCGUGGUGGGACAGUACAGCCCAGCGGGGAACAUCACCAACUCUGGAUACUUUGAGAAGAACGUCCUGGCCGCUGGGUCUUCUCCUGGUAUAGAUAAGUCUGGUGGCUCAGGAGGAGGAGGUGUUACAGAACCACUCAGAGGCUUCAGAGAACCUGAAAAGAUAUCUACCAACUGGAAACCGGGACCAGGAUUAACCAAACAGGCAGGAGCUGGGAGUUUUGAGCAGGAAGCUCUGGACGUGCACAAUAGGUAUCGACGUCAGCAUGGAGCACCCCCUCUCCAACUGUCCCGAGAGCUGUGCGACUCCAGCCGGAAAUGGGCCGACUACCUGCUCUCUAUCAAUGCUCUGCAGCACAGCAACACCACCAACGGGGAGAACCUGUGGUACAAAUGGAACUCCAGCAUGAGGGAUGCUUCUGGCUCGGAGGUAGUGGACACGUGGUACAACGAGAUAAAGGAUUACAACUUUGGCCGGCCUGGUUUCCAGUCUAACACAGGUCACUUUACACAGGUUGUCUGGAAAGAUUCCAGAGAGGUUGGCAUUGCCAAAGCUGUGGAUGGCAAAGGAAUGGUUAUAGCAGUUGCACAGUACAGUCCAGCUGGCAACAUUACCAACCCUGGCUACUUUCAGAAGAACAUUCUGCCGAAGGGUACACCUGUAUCUGAUGCAGGAACAAGCCCCACGGACAGAGGUACCUCCAACACCUCAUAUGUAGGAACACGUGGAACAGACUCGGCCUCAUCACCUACAGCAGAUGCCAGAGAGUUUGCUCUUGAUUUCCUGAAGGCAAACAACGUUUAUCGAUCACGCCACGGGGCAAAACCUCUUCAGCUCAGCUCCAAGAUAAGUCAGGAAGCCCAAAGGUGGGCAGAGCAUCUCCUCACCCUGAAGACUUUAAAGCCCAGUGACACGUCGCAUGGAGAGAACAUCUGGGCUAAAUCUGGAGGCCCCUCAAUCACUGCUACUGGGCAAGAAGUGGCCGACAGCUGGUACAAAGAAGAAAAGAAUUAUAACUUCUCCAAGUCUGGAUAUCAGGCCGACACAGGUCAUUUCACCCAGAUGGUGUGGAAAGCCUCCAAGGAGGUGGGAGUUGGCCUAGCCUUCAGUGGCAAGGGGAUGAUCAUUGUAGUGGCCCGGUAUAACCCAAGCGGGAAUAUCACCAACCCAGGGUUCUACUCCCGCAAUGUCCUCCCUCGAGGCUCAAAGGUGACGGCUGAUGACGUUGAUGAGGAUGGCUUUGUGAAGGACACAAGUUCUAAUGAUGUUCUCCCCAUUCCAGAGAAGGAGCUGAAAGCUUUCCGUAAGGAUCUGCUCAGUGAGCACAAUAUGUACCGUAAGCUCCACGGUUCCGGGGCCCUCAAACUGAGCGCAGCCCUGUCCCAGGAAGCCCAGAAGUGGGCCGAUCACUUAGUACCGAAACGUGCCCUACAGCACAGUGACACUCAGCAUGGGCAAAACCUGUGGUACCAAUGGGGCACUGACACCAGCUUGCCAACAGGGAAAGAAGUGGCUGAGACCUGGUACAACGAAAAUGCCAAAUACAGUUUCAGCACCCCUGGGUUCCAGAGUGGUUCAGGGAACUUCACGCAGAUGAUCUGGAAGUCUUCCUCGCAGGUGGGCUUCGGCCUCAGUACGGACAGCAGGGGAAUGUACAUUGUCGUGGGCUUUUACGACCCAGCAGGAAACAUCUCCAACAAGAGCUACUUCCAGGAUAAUGUUCUGCCCAGGAAGAAGUGAGGGCACCAAUCAGGAUGACGAACCCUCUACCCAAGACAUGUUCCUAGUUUGCUGGACUCAGGGAAUGUGAAUGGUUUAUUUUGUUUUGUCUUGGAAUUCUAUGCAAGGAUCAAGUGGGAAUCUGAGAUUGGAUAAGAUAACAGAGGUUUCCUUCAACCUUGUAUGGUGCCUGGCCAGUGCCACCUUCUCUUCGACCCUUUUGAUUUCCUACAAAAAUCUGCCGUUAUGGUGCAAUGAUCUGGUUUAAAGGGCUAUCAUGAGCGGGUAUCCCUUUUAAUAGGCUGUUGUUUGGGUUAGGUGUAUCCCUCAUGGUAUCCUUACCCAGGAGUAGGAACCAGAGGCAGAACUAAACAAGCACCUCACAAUGUACCAACUGCCAGACUUACAUUGCCCACCUUUCCCCUACCAAUAUCCCACUGCCCUCCCAUAGUUAUGCCACCGUAUAAAGGACUUAUAUCAGUCCACUUGUAUUCAGCCCCAAGCCCAUUUGGACCCAGGGCAGUGUAUAUAAAAAAAGAUUAAAGGGCAUGUAAACCCAAGCAAACAUUCAUAAAUAACUCCUGCCUACAAGUCAUGAAGCUCAUUAUAAAAUGGGUUUAUAUUCCCUUUAUUGUUUCCAAAAGAUGAAAGAAAAUCACUCUUCCACCAGGUGAUAAAUAAUUAUGCUCGUAUAUAAGUUUAUCCCCCAUAACUGGAAGCAGCCAUGUUUGUUCUGACAUCUCUACAGGCCACACCCACCGCUGGUAGAUUAUUUGGUUCCCCUGCUUGUUUGGUUCACUUUAAGGACAGGUGGGUUUUUGGGUGUAAAGACAAACACAUAUUGUACUAGUGAAAUGGGAAAAUUCUUCAUAUAAUUAUUCCGGCACCUUCCCACUGACGGCAGUAUCCAUUGUGUGUGUUUUUUAUGGUUUCUCUGCACCCCGGUAGCCCUGUUUAUGAGGUACUGUGGUUUUAUUUUGGGGGCACUGCUGCUGAAUGGAAUAAAACCACUAAUACUACAAAUUCUUCAGCUCACGCCAAAGUUCCGACUGUUGAAUGGUAUAGACUUGUCUUGUAGAGAUUUUAUUUUCUAUUAAAGCACAUUUUCCCCUUA